Cicer arietinum (chickpea) is the source of this 2343-nucleotide messenger RNA. Its product is annotated as ankyrin repeat-containing protein At5g02620-like. Lineage: Eukaryota; Viridiplantae; Streptophyta; Magnoliopsida; Fabales; Fabaceae. Gene Ontology annotation, molecular function: protein binding. The record is from RefSeq and is a predicted model, not a curated record. Gene Ontology annotation, cellular component: plasma membrane.
AAUAUUCUGUAAAAUAUCCUCAAACAAUAUUUAACACUUUGUGAUUUCAUCAUCAUCACUACCUUUAUGUUCCUGUUCAGUGCGUUUUUGUAUGUAUACUUGUGAUUUAGAUUCACAUAAAGUUGUUAUUUACAUGGUGUCCUACACCAACAUCAUAUUAGCUCCCUAAAAGCUAAUCCUUAAAUCUAAAUGCUUUCUUAGUGGGAAAGGAGAAGACAACACACAAAAAUAAGAGCAAUGAUUUUGGAGACAGACAGAGUUAUCAAAAGGAAAACUAAUCUAUAAUAAUAUUUUGGAAUUUUUAUUUUUUGGUAUUGAUUUGGAUGAUUGAUGAUUCUAUCCUGAGUUGUUUCAAGAAGAUGAAAAUUAUUUGGAGUGAAAGAUGUUUAUGUUGUUGAUCUAAGUUUUUGUUGGAAGGAAGAAAAAUAAGUUUCUUUUUUUGCCUUAACCCUUUACCAAAUAUUGUUUCAGCUAGUAUUCAAACUCGAGUUAUGAUAUACUAAUUGAAGUUAUUAGAACAAAAGGGGUUCAUUAGUUUGGUGAAUUGUAUCCAAUGGAAACAGAAACAGAAGCUAUGCAGCCUCAAGCUGCACCAGCAAAACCCCUAAGGAAGAAAAUGACGAAACAGUUGACAGGGAAACGCGACGAUACACCUUUACAUUCAGCAGCAAGAGCAGGAAACAUGGCUUCAUUGAAGGACACAGUUGCUGGUGCUGAAGAGGGUAAACUGCAUGAAUUGUUUGCAAAGCAGAACCAAGGUGGAGAAACAGCACUUUAUGUUGCUGCUGAGUAUGGUUAUGUUGAUUUUGUUAGGGAGAUGAUUCAGUAUUAUGAUCUUUCUGAUGCUGGAAUUAAAGCUAGGAAUGGUUUUGAUGCACUUCAUAUUGCUGCUAAACAAGGGGAUUUAGAUAUACUAAAGAUCCUAAUGGAAGCUCAUCCAGAAUUAUCAAUGACAGUGGAUCCAUCCAACACCACAGCCUUACACACAGCUGCAACACAAGGACACACUGAGAUAGUCAAAUUUCUAUUAGAAGCAGGUAGUAGCUUAGCAACAAUAGCUAGAAGCAAUGGUAAAACAGCUUUGCAUUCUGCUGCAAGAAACGGACAUUUGGAUGUCGUGAAAGCGAUUCUCGAGAAGGAACCCGGGGUUGUUACAAGAACCGAUAAAAAGGGACAAACAGCGCUUCACAUGGCAGUGAAGGGACAGAAUCUCGAGGUGGUAGAGGAAUUGAUAAAAGCAGAUCCUUCAUCAAUCAAUAUGGUUGAUAAUAAGGGUAAUACUGCAUUGCAUAUAGCUACCAGAAAGGGAAGAAUUCAGAUAAUUAAGUUGCUACUAGGACAGAAUGAAACAAAUGGUAUGGCAAUAAACAAAAGUGGUGAAACAGCAUUAGACACAGCAGAGAAAACAGGAAACAGUCAAGUAAAAGAAAUUCUAAUAGAACAUGGUAUUCAAAUUGGAAAAUCAAUAAAAUCUCAACCAACAACAACAACAGCCAGAGAGCUAAAACAAACAGUAAGUGACAUAAAACAUGAAGUCCAUCACCAACUAGAACACACUCGCCAAACGCGAAAAAGCGUCCAAGGAAUAGCAAAACGCCUCAACAAAAUGCACACAGAAGGACUCAACAAUGCAAUAAACUCAACAAUAGUCGUUGCAGUACUAAUUGCAACGGUGGCAUUCGCCGCUAUAUUCACUGUCCCCGGUCAAUUUGUGGACGAUCCAAAACACAUUCCUGCAGGAAAGUCGCUGGGGGAAGCCAACAUUGCUCCGAAGGCAGCGUUUCUAAUCUUCUUCGUGUUUGAUUCGGUUGCGCUAUUCAUUUCGUUAGCAGUGGUGGUGGUGCAAACUUCAAUUGUUGUCAUUGAAAGUAAAGCAAAGAAGCAAAUGAUGGCUAUAAUUAACAAACUAAUGUGGUUGGCUUGUGUGUUAAUUUCAGUGUCGUUUUUGGCAUUGUCGUUUUUGGUUGUGGGAAAAGAUGAAAGGUGGCUUGCAAUUUCGGUAACAAUCAUUGGGACUAUUAUAAUGGCUACUACAUUGGGUACUAUGUGUUACUGGGUUAUUAGGCAUAGAAUUGAGGCUUCUAAUUUGAGGAGUAUACGUAAAUCUUCAUUGGGAAGUAGGUCAAGGUCAUUUUCGGUAUCAGUUAUGUCUGAUUCUGAGAUAUUGAAUAAUGACCGUAGGAAAAUGUAUGCUAUUUAGUGCCCUCAUAUAUAUUAAUCCAAUUAUUAUAAUGAGGGUGGCUUACCAAUGUAUAUGACUACUAUUGAGUAUUAUUAUAUCACUACUCACUAGACUUGCCUAAUGUUAUUCAUAAUAUGCAUAAAUAGUCUCCUUUUACCGUC